Messenger RNA from Mesorhabditis belari, 1599 nucleotides. NCBI's taxonomy places the organism in Eukaryota, Metazoa, Nematoda, Chromadorea, Rhabditida, Rhabditidae. The record is from the annotation of a GenBank genome assembly.
AUGUCCGUUGCUUCAUUAUCCUGUCGUUUUCGCAGAUGGGAAGAUGUGAUGGUUGAUGGAUGGUUACACAAAAGAGGAGAACAUAUCAAGAAUUGGAGGCCACGUUAUUUCGUUCUCUUCCGUGACGGUGCCCUCGUUGGAUUCAAGUCAAAACCGGAACAAAAUCAGCCAUUCCCCGAACCACUCAACGAUUUCAUGAUAAAAGAUGCUCAAGUGUGUACAAUGGAGAAACCUCGUGCUAAUAUGUUUAUGAUUCGAUGCCUUCAAUGGACAACAAUUAUUGAGAGAACUUUCUAUGCUGAUUCACCACAGACUCGCCAAAAAUGGGUGGAGGCAAUCGAGAAAAUCGCGACUCGCUACAAAGCAAUGAUGGAAGAUGGACAACAAAUUGAUGAAGCGAUGGAGGUCGUUUCACAGAUCUCCGGCGAUGAUAUCUCAGCUUCAGGCGUUUCAAUGGUAUCCGAAGUGGCUCCAGGCCAAGGUCCUUUCCCUCAACCGUCACUUCAUUUAGAAGCAUUGGCUGAUGCUUCUGAUGCAGCGAAAAGAGACAAAAUUACAAUGGACGAUUUCGAAUUUCUGAAAGUUCUUGGCAAGGGGACAUUCGGAAAAGUGAUUCUUUGCAGAGAAAAGAGAACAUCCAGAUUGUAUGCGAUUAAAGUACUCAAAAAGGAAGUGAUCAUCGCGAGAGAAGAAGUUGCCCACACUCUGGCCGAAAAUCGAGUCCUCCAACGGUGUCGACAUCCGUUUUUGACGCAACUCACCUAUUCUUUCCAAACUCCAUUCCAUUUGUGUUUUGUGAUGGAAUUCGCGAAUGGCGGUGAAUUGUUCACUCAUCUCCAAAAAUGCCGGGUUUUCCCCGAGGAAAGGACGCGUUUUUAUGGAGCGGAAAUCGUGUUGGCACUCGGAUAUUUACACCAUUUGUGCAUCGUCUAUCGCGAUAUGAAGCUCGAAAACCUCCUUUUGGAUAAAGAUGGUCAUAUAAAGAUUGCGGAUUUCGGACUGUGCAAAGAAGAUAUUUCAUUUGGAGAUAAGACAAGCACUUUCUGUGGGACGCCCGAGUAUUUAGCGCCUGAGGUUCUUGAAGACAACGAUUACGGCCGACAAGUCGAUUGGUGGGGGGUUGGAGUUGUGAUGUAUGAAAUGAUGUGCGGAAGAUUGCCUUUCUAUGCACAGGAACACGAGCAAAUGUUCGAAUUGAUCAUUCGGGGAGAGUUGCGUUUCCCGUCUCGUUUAAGCAAUGAAGCGAAGAGUUUAUUGUCGGGAUUGUUGGUGAAAGAUCCGUUGCAAAGAUUGGGUGGUGGUCCAGAUGAUGCAAUCGAGAUCACCCAUCAUCCAUUUUUCGCGUCAAUCGAUUGGCAACGAUUGUACAAUAAAGAGAUCGAUCCACCAUUCAAACCACUUGUCACAUCAGACACCGAUACUUCAUAUUUUGAUACAACCUUCACCUCCGAGCCCGUCCAAUUGACGCCACCGCCUGUGAGAAAUGGACCGCUGGAUACGGUGGCCGAAGAAGAGGAGUUGAUCCAACAGAAUUUCACACAAUUUUCUUACAAACACGACUCGAGUCCCCGGCAACAAGCUGUUGAGAUGAUGAUGGAA